AUGGUGGCGAAUUGUGAUGUCUGCGGAUGGCUUGCUGCCAUUGGUGGCAUGCUAGCAUUUGGAACCUUUGGCGUACCAAUCAAGAGUGAAGCUGCUCGGAGUGUGGAUAUCGACCCACUUGUGAUGCAAACGUACAAGACAACCAUGUGCUUCUUGACAAGCUGGGUCGUUCUGCUGCUUGGAGAAGAGCUUAUAUUCACACCCUGGGGUAUUGUUAGCGGCUUGUUUUGGGUCCCAGGGGGAGUAGCAACCGUAUAUGCCGUCAAGAAUGCUGGUUUGGCUAUUGGCAUUGGAGUUGGAUCUAGUUUCAUUGUGUUGGUCAGCUUUACAUGGGGUAUUUUUGUAUUCGAUGAGUAUGUACACAGCCGGCUGGAUGCGUGUUUUGCAGUGGGGUGUAUGAUGUUUGGUUUACUGGGCAUGGCAUACUAUUCGGCCCCAUCUGUCUGUCAUCCAACACCUCAGCUAUUGCACGGAGACUGUGAUGGUAGCGAGGAAAGCCCGUAUCAUUCUUUGGAAACUGAUGAACCAAUCGUGGAAGAAGUGCAUUCGUUUCAUGACGAGGAGGAGGCGGAAGACGACGAACAAUCGGAAGACGGUGCAUUGGUCGAAGCCUCGAAUUCCGUUUCAGACAUGGUCAUACCAGAAACACAUACAGUUUGCUGUGGUAUGAAGGUUCAAAAGCGUACCCUGGGAAUAUUGGCAGCCAUGUUUUGUGGCAUCUAUGGUGGCAGUAUUAUGGCUCCCAUGAAGUUUGCUCCACCCGAUGCCAAAGGAACACACUUUUUGAUUAGUUUUGCCAUUGGUGCUUCCAUCGUGAAUUUGUUCCUGUGGGUUAUUCGGUAUUUGUUUCUGUUUCAACGCCAUGGUUCGUUGUCCGGCGCCUAUGGAGCGUUGCCUUCCUUUCAUUUCCGCAAAAUGUGGCUCCCUGGAAGCGCGUGUGGAAUCCUUUGGAGCAUUGGAAAUUUCUUUGCGACCAUUUCCGUACAGUUCUUGGGAGAAGGAGUUGGCUACAGUGUGGUGCAGGCUUCCAUGUUGGUGUCGGGAUUGUGGGGAAUAUUUUACUUCAAGGAAAUUGAAGGUAGAGAAACGAUAACCAAGUGGUUCCUAUCCGCCUCGAUCACAGUAUUGGGGAUUCUACUGCUAAGCUACGAGCAUCACGAAAAGUGA
Cylindrotheca closterium is the source of this 1167-nucleotide messenger RNA. The record is from the annotation of a GenBank genome assembly. NCBI's taxonomy places the organism in Eukaryota, Bacillariophyta, Bacillariophyceae, Bacillariales, Bacillariaceae.